Messenger RNA from Callithrix jacchus (white-tufted-ear marmoset), 2034 nucleotides. It is a transcript of the gene SLC47A1, whose product is annotated as solute carrier family 47 member 1. Gene Ontology annotation, biological process: xenobiotic detoxification by transmembrane export across the plasma membrane. The record is from RefSeq and is a predicted model, not a curated record. Gene Ontology annotation, cellular component: membrane. Lineage: Eukaryota; Metazoa; Chordata; Mammalia; Primates; Cebidae. Gene Ontology annotation, molecular function: antiporter activity; xenobiotic transmembrane transporter activity.
CUGGGCGGGCGGCAGGGGCGGGGACUGCAGAGCAGGCUGCGCUACGCGGUCCCUACAGCAGGCCUCCGCGCUCCCCGGCCGCAGCGCGCCUGGCACAUGGAGGCUCCCGAGGAGCCCGCGCCAGCGCGCGGAGACCCGGAGACCACCCUUGAGCUCCGCGAGCCUCGCCGCCUGCGGCUGUCCGACUUCCGAGAGGAGCUGCGGGCGCUCUUGGUCCUAGCGGCCCCAGCGUUCUUGGUUCAGCUGAUGGUGUUCCUGAUCAGCUUCAUAAGCUCCGUGUUCUGUGGCCACCUGGGCAAGCUGGAGCUGGACGCGGUCACGCUGGCAAUCGCGGUUAUCAAUGUCACUGGUGUCUCGGUGGGAUUUGGCUUAUCUUCUGCUUGUGACACCCUCAUCUCCCAGACGUACGGGAGCCAGAACCUGAAGCACGUGGGUGUGAUCCUGCAGCGAAGCGCGCUCAUCCUGCUCCUCUGCUGCUUCCCCUGCUGGGCACUCUUUCUCAACACCCAACACAUCCUGCUGCUCCUCAGGCAGGACCCAGGCGUGUCCAGGCUUACUCAGACCUAUGUCACGAUCUUCAUUCCAGCUCUUCCUGCAACCUUUCUUUAUUUAUUACAAGUUAAAUAUUUGCUCAACCAGGAAAUUGUACUGCCCCAGAUCAUAACUGGAGUUGCAGCCAACCUCGUCAAUGCUCUCGCCAACUAUCUGUUUCUCCAUCAACUGCAUCUUGGGGUGAUAGGCUCCGCACUGGCGAAUUUGAUUUCCCAGUACACCCUGGCUCUUCUCCUCUUUCUCUACAUCCUUGGGAAAAAACUGCAUCAAGCGACAUGGGGAGGCUGGUCACUCGAGUGCCUGCAGGACUGGGCCUCCUUCCUCCGCCUGGCCGUCCCCAGCAUGCUGAUGCUGUGCAUGGAGUGGUGGGCCUAUGAGGUCGGGAGCUUCCUCAGUGGCAUCCUCGGCAUGGUGGAGCUGGGCGCUCAGUCCAUUGUGUAUGAACUGGCCAUCAUUGUGUACAUGGUUCCUGCAGGCUUCAGUGUGGCUGUCAGUGUCCGGGUGGGAACUGCUCUGGGGGCUGGAAACAUGGAGCAGGCACGAAAGUCCUCCACGGUUUCUCUGCUCAUCACAGUGCUCUUUGCUGUAGGCUUCAGUGUCCUGCUGUUAAGCUGUAAGGAUCACGUGGGGUACAUUUUCACUACCGACCGAGACAUCAUUCAUCUGGUGGCUCAGGUGGUUCCAAUUUAUGCUGUUUCCCACCUCUUUGAAGCGCUUGCUUGCACGAGUGGUGGCGUUCUGAGGGGGAGUGGAAAUCAGAAGGUGGGAGCCGUCGUGAAUGCCGUUGGGUACUAUGUGGUGGGCCUCCCCGUCGGAAUCGCACUGAUGUUUGCAACCAAACUUGGAGUGAUGGGUCUGUGGUCAGGGAUCAUCAUCUGUACAGUCUUUCAAGCUGUGUGUUUUCUAGGCUUUAUUAUUCAGCUAAAUUGGGAAAAAGCCUGUCAGCAGGCUCAGGUACAUGCCAAUUUGAAAGUAAACGUGGCUCCGAGUGGGAAUUCCGCUCUCCCGCAGGAUCUGCUUCACCCAGGGUGCCCUGAAAACGAUGAAGUUUUAAUGAAUGAUACUGAAAAGACAGGCGAGAGUCAGUCGGAUCAGCAGAUGCACCAAGCACAACCUCUGCCCGUCCAUCCACAGGACAGCACUAAGUUGUCUAGGAAACAGCUGGUGCUGUGGCGAGGCCUUCUGCUCCUGGGGGUCUUCUUAAUCUUGCUGGUGGGGAUUUUAGUGAGAUUAUAUGUCAGAAUUCAGUGACGUGGCGGGAGGCAAAGUCAGGUCAAGUGAUGCUUUUGAGCUUACACACAAUUCACAGGUCGACCAGUGACGAUUUCCUUCCAGUUAAUGUCAUUCAGGUGCGCUCAUGGAUUUUGAAGAUUUGGAAUGCAAAGAUAUAUUUAAAAAAAAAAAAAAAAAGCAAGCAACUAAGGUGAAAAGCUAUAUUCUGGCCCAAGACAGUGUCUGAAGGAUACAUGAGUAACAAUUCAU